Molecule: messenger RNA, 1359 nt
Organism: Morus notabilis
Lineage: Eukaryota; Viridiplantae; Streptophyta; Magnoliopsida; Rosales; Moraceae
Product: probable aldo-keto reductase 2
Exons: 5
Coding region: 96-1121 (341 amino acids)
Cellular component (GO): cytoplasm
Source: RefSeq, a predicted model, not a curated record
GCUGCUAUCUCUUACCUUCCAAAACACAAUUUAGCCUAAUCGGAUAGUUCAUAAUACACUAUAAAUAGCCUCUAUCCGGUCAGGUUUUGGACAAAAUGGCGACGGUGAGAAGGAUCAAACUUGGGUCGCAAGGUCUUGAUGUCUCAGCUCAGGGACUAGGCUGCAUGAGCAUGUCGGCCUUCUACGGUGCUCCGAAGCCUGAACCCGACAUGAUCAAGCUCAUCCACCACGCCGUCGACUCCGGUGUUACCUUCCUCGACACCUCUGACCUCUAUGGACCAUUCACCAACGAGAUCCUUCUUGGAAAGGCACUAAAAGGGGGAGUGAGAGAGAAAGUUCAGCUGGCUACUAAAUUUGGCGUCUAUGUUCAUGACGAUGGCCAGUUUGAGGUGAAGGGAGACCCUGCAUAUGUGCGGGCUGCCUGCGAGGCCAGCCUAAAGCGGCUUGACAUCGAUUGCAUUGAUCUCUAUUACCAGCAUCGCAUCGAUAGUCGUGUGCCCAUUGAAGUCACGAUUGGUGAGCUGAAGAAGCUAGUAGAAGAGGGUAAAAUAAAGUACAUUGGAUUAUCAGAAGCCUCAGCUUCAACAAUAAGAAGAGCGCAUGCUGUUCAUCCAAUAACAGUUGUGCAAUUAGAGUGGUCUUUAUGGGCAAGAGAUGUUGAGGAAGAAAUUAUUCCUACAUGCAGGGAAUUGGGUAUUGGUAUUGUUGCAUACAGCCCUCUAGGAAGAGGAUUCAUGUCAUCUGGACCUAAGAUUGUUGAAAAGAUGUCUGAUGAUGAUUAUCGAAAGACUCUACCAAGAUUUCAGCCUGAAAACCUCCAACAUAAUCAAAAGAUAUUUGAGCAAGUGAAUGAAAUUGCCUCCAGAAAAGGAUGUACCCCGUCUCAGCUGGCAUUGGCCUGGGUUUACCACCAAGGAAAUGAUGUUUGUCCCAUCCCUGGAACCACUAAGAUUGAGAAUUUUAACCAAAACGUUGCUGCCUUGUCCGUGAAACUGACACCAGAAGAAAAAGUCGAGCUCGAAUCUUUGGCUUUGGCUAUAAGAGGUGACAGGUAUGAUGAUUCCUCAGUUACUUGGAAGAAUUCUGAAACUCCGCCAUUAUCUUCAUGGAAAGUUGAGUGAAGACGCUGCAUUAUGUCUCCACGUUUGAUAUGUGUUGUUACUUUCUCCUUGUGGCUCAAGACCCCUUUUGGGAACUUUGUCUUGAAGUGUGUUUCGUUAUGUACUCUUUAGAUUUUCUUUAUGUUUUAUGAUCAAAUAAUAUAUGUGAAGCGAGUGUGUGAAGAUGUUGUUACUGCUAUUCACAAAAUUAACACGCGAUUAAGUUUGGCCCCUGGUAAAAGUUUAAGGUUUUUUCACU